AGGGGGAGGUAUACACACUCUCUCACACACACUCUCUCACACACACUCUCUCACACACAAGCUGGCUCACACAGCCACAUUUUCUCAGGCUGCUCCGCAGACUGACAGCAGGAGACGUAGGAGGAGAGAACAGAAAGGGAGUGAGAAAAGGAAACAAGGGAAAUAUCAACCAAGUCAGAAGAGGAGAGUCAAGCAGCACUUAUCCUUUUUCUUUCUCCACUCAGCAUUAAAUUAAAACACAGGGAAUAUAGAACUCUUUGUUAAUCUGUAACUGAACAGGGGCUGCUCUGCUCUGUUCUGCUGAGAGGGACCUGCUCUGCUCUGUUCUGCUGAGAGGGACCUGCUCUGCUGAGGAACCUGCUCUGCUCUGCUGAGGGACCUGCUCUGCUGAGGGACCUGCUAAUUCUCGAGGACUAUGGCACCACAUCUGAGACAUGGAUUCUCGGUCUCUCUUUCACAGCGCUGGUGUCUUCUUCUCCAUUCUCUCCUUCUCUCCGUCUAUUUCCUGACUGUUGCAGGAUUCAACCUGGAUACUAGCAUGACUCUGAUCAAGGAGGGGGAGACCGGCAGCUUUUUUGGAUUCUCUUUAGCACUUCACCAGCAACUCACACCAGAACCACACAGUUGGAUCCUGGUGGGGGCGCCGCGUGCCAGAGGACUGGGCAUGAUGCAGAGGAAGCGCCCUGGCGCUCUGUACCGCUGUCCAAUCACAGGCGAGGAGUAUGACUGCGAGCGCGUGGACAUCGAUGGAGACGUAAACCUCGACUGGGAAAGCAAGGACAACCAGUGGCUUGGAGUAACAGUCAAGAGCCAGGGGAUUGGAGGAAAGGUGGUGACGUGUGCCCAUCUGUACGAGCUGCGUCAGCGCGUGGGCCUGCCAUUGGAGACGCGGGAUCCCAUCGGGCGUUGCUACGUGCUCAGUGAGGACCUGACCGAGAGGGAUGACCUAGAUGGAGGGGAGUGGAAGUUCUGUGAGGGGCGAUCCCAGGGACACGAACAGUUUGGCUUCUGUCAGCAGGGUCUGUCUGCCGCCUUCACACCUGACAACCAAUUUAUCAUGUUCGGAGCUCCUGGAACGUAUAACUGGAAAGGAGAGAUGCGUGUCCAGCUACUAAACCAGACUUUACUGGAUCUGGGUUUCUAUGACGACGGGCCCUAUGAAGUGGCGGAUGAGAAACAAAUGAAUGCUCAGCUGAUCCCUGUUCCCUACCAUAGUUACCUGGGCUUCUCAGUGGACUCUGCUAAAGGCAUAAUGAGUCGUGGUGAGCUGACCUUCGUGGCAGGGGCUCCGAGAGCCAAUCACACGGGAGCGGUGGUGCUGUUGCGUAAAGAUAACAUGUACCGCCUGGUGCCGCAGCACAUCCUGUGGGGAGAGGAGCUGGCUUCUUCCUUUGGGUACUCUGUGGCUACGGCUGAUCUCAACAGUGAUGGCUGGACAGACCUGAUAGUGGGAGCUCCUAACUACUUUGACCGAAAAGCAGAGAUCGGAGGUGCUGUGUACAUCUUCCUCAACCCAUUCGGUAACUGGGAGUAUGCUCAGCCAAUCAGGCUCAAUGGAACCUAUGACUCCAUGUUUGGAUUGACCGUCAACAAUGUGGGAGACUUGGACAGGGACGGAUAUGACGACAUUGCUGUGGGGGCUCCGUUCGAUGGAGAUGGAAAAGUGUUCAUCUACCGAGGCUUGUCCUCAGGCAUCGACACCAAGCCUGCACAGAUCCUGGAUGGAGUGGACGAGGGGGUGAAGAGGUUCGGCUACUCCAUCUCAGGAGGUCUGGACAUCGAUGGGAACCUGUACCCUGACCUGGCAGUAGGCUCUCUCAGUGAUAAGAUGGUUCUGUACAGGUCUCGCCCGGUCAUUCACGUGACCCGGGAUGUAUCCAUCGAACCUCAGCAGUAUAUUGACUUGGAGCAACACAACUGCAAGGGGAGAGAUGGAGUUUGUGUGGAGGUUAAAGCCUGCUUCACCUAUACUGCUUAUCCAGAGACCUACUCACCAGACAUCACCCUGGUCCUACUCAUCGAGGCUGACACCGAGCGCAGAAAGCUCGGCCUGCCCCAUCGUGUUAGCUUCCUGGGUCGAAGUGCACAGGCGGUGGAGUACACACACACUGACGAGGUGGAGCUGAAAGGUCAACGCCAUCCCGCCUGUCAGAGCGCCACCUUCCAACUAAACGAGAAUAUCCGUGAUAAGCUGCGUCCCAUCUCUCUGGCCAUCACCCACACCAUCAGACCCCCCAUGUUCUCCUCAGACACUAACCCAGAGGAACGAGACACGCUACCUCCUGUACUGAGUGUUUCCACCUCCAACACCCUGCACUCUGAGGUGAAUUUCCUGAGGGAAGGCUGUGGCGAUGAUAAGAUCUGUCAGAGCAACCUGAAGUUGACCUACCAGUUUGGAACCCGACCGCCCACCUCUGACCUCUUCACCCCUCUGCCAAGGGAUGAUGAAGAGGUGGCAGUGUUUUCUCUGUCUGACCAGAGGUCGGUGGUGUUGGAGGUGACCGUCACCAACAUGCCCUCUGACCCUCUGUCCCCAGAGGAGGAUGGAGAUGAUGCCCAUGCUGCCCAGCUACUGGUGACCCUGCCAGACACCCUGUCCUACUCUGGCUUCAGGGGACAACAGGUGGUGUGCCAGGCCAAUCAGAACGGCUCUCAGGCAGAGUGCGAGCUGGGAAACCCCCUGAAGAGAGAUGCUAUACUGAAAUUCUACAUCAUCCUCAGCACGUCUGCUAUCACCAUAGAGACCACGGAACUCACUGUCAACCUCCUGUUGGCUACUAUCAGUGAACAGCGAGACCUGGCCCCAGUCACAGCCGUGGCUAAAAUCAUCAUAGAGCUCCCUCUGGCUGUCAGUGUGCUGGCCAAACCACACCAGCUGUUCUUCAGUGGGGCUGUGAAGGGGGAGAGUGCCAUGGAGACCCUGGACGACGUGGGGAGUGCUGUGGAGUUUGAGUUUACGGUGACCAACACCGGGCCGUCCCUGCAGACGCUAGGCUCCGCCUUCCUCAACGUCAUGUGGCCUCACGAGCUGUCCAAUGGGAAGUGGCUCCUGUACCCCACUGCUCUCCACUUCCAUGGCCAUCCAGAAACACCCUGUACCCCCCACACCUCCCUCAACCCACGCAAGUUCUCCCACAGUUCUCCUUCUGACGACCAGCCACAGGCUGCAGGCCUGAAGGCCAGGAGGAAGGGGCGUUCCAACCCAGAAGAAGAGGGCCAUGUGAUGACCAAGGGCAGUCUGGGUAGGACUACGCCUGCUGUGGCUGCCUCAGAGAGACGCAAGUCACUCAAACUGGACUGUCUGCUGGGUUCAGCGCGCUGUGUGCUGUUCCAGUGUCCUCUCCACAGCUUCUCUGACUCUGCUGUCCUCAAGAUCCAGGGACGCCUUUGGAACAGCACUUUUCUGGAGGAGUUCCAAUCAGUCAGUGUUCUGGAGCUCCUGGUUAGAGCCAACAUCACAGUCAAAUCCAGCAUCAAACACCUGGUGCUGAGGGAUGCUGCUGCACAGGUCCCAGUGAUGAUUUACCCAGAGGUUGGUCUGACUGCCCAGUACUGGAUCCCCUGGUGGUGGAUUCUCAUAGCCAUCCUGGCUGGUAUCCUGGUGCUGGCUCUGCUGGUCUGCAUCCUCUGGAAGUGUGGGUUCUUCAAGCGUACAGAGCGCCGCCCGCAGUACGAAACAGAGUACUACCACGCCCACAUGCAUGCUCAGCCCUCUGAGGUUGAGAAGCAGGCGUCAGACCAAUAGGUUCCUGCCCUCUCCUCUCUCCAAGUGUGUGGUUUCUUCCGUCGGGUCCAGUAUGAAGACAAAGUGCCUCAGUACCAUGCAGUGAAGAUCCCCCGUCAAGACCGGCCCCAGUUCCAGCAGAGCCAGCAGAAGGCAGGGAUCCUCCAGAAGAAGGAGUGGGCCACACACUGGAGCGACGGAAGCUCCUGAACAACAUCAACAAACAAGGACUAGAAUAACAACAAACACCCAUUCAACCCUAUGGCACUCACUAACUCUGCAGUGGAACAAACGUGUGCAGACUGACUGUCACAACACUGUUGUGCACAUUGAGGCUAUGUCCCGAUUCUUCACCCUUCUUCUGAAGUGUGCACACUUCCCAUCAUGGAUUUAUCAAUGGUGAAAACUCGCUUAAGCCAAUGCUAUUCUACUGUAUUCUACUGUAUUCUACUUUUAGAAUGACUGGAUCAAUAUUCUGGACUGCUACUGCCGACUGACCGACCGACCGACCGACGAGAAUCUAUAUGUACCAUGCCUUGCAUUGGUGGUUUUUACUGACUGUAAUACUGCACACAGACUUCUGACUAGGUCAAUACCUAUCAGAUUGAUCAAUACAUAUUGAUAGACUGAACACUAACACUCAAAUGGACUUUUACUGCUGACAGGCAUCAAUAUUCACUGAUCUUUUCUGAUAGGUUAAUAGAUCAACACACACACACACACACACACACACACACACACACACCCUUAUUUCAAAGCCGAUGCCUAUGACUCGGACUGCUUCUUGUCAUAACUACUGUACUGUAAGAUCGAAAAGGGCAAAGAGAAGCUAUGUUUAUAUAUUAUUGUUUAGCGUUUUAAUUUGAGUCACUGUACAGCGUUAGAAUGAAAACGAUCUGACAACACCAGCUCCCAUUUAGAAACGAUUGAUCAGAACACGCUAGUCUGUUGUCUUUUUGAAGUCCUUAGGGUCUUAUUCAUUAGGACACACCAUGGUAAAACGUUUUGUAACGGAAAACCAAAGCAAGUGUUUCUUACAAAGUUCAGAUUGUCCCUUCUGUUUUCUUCCAUUUGGUAACUAAUGAACACUGGCUGCGGCACCUUCUGACUGCGCACUGCUAUGGCCAUAACAUUGGAAUCAGUUGAAUUGAUUGUGUUAUAACUAAUUCAAGGACUGUGUCCUCUAGAGGAAUUCACAAUAACAAUCCAUCACCUGAAUGAUCUUGAAGAAAACAACUUCAAACGACAAUAUCAACAGCUUCAGCUCAUGGUAGGAGAUAUUAGAUACAAACAAACCAAGUUUAUAUUUGUGGUUGAGUACCAUAUUGUUCAGGUACUUCACAUAUCCCCCUGCAGCCCCUUAGAUGUCCUCAAUAAUUUGAAACCUUGAUGGGAAAGAUGAUUGUAAAUAAUAAUUUAUUACAGUUCGUAUUUACAUAAAAGUGCCUUAUGGCUUAAUUCAAAAAGAGAGAGAAUUAAUUGGUAGGAAGAGGAUGAUAAUUAACUUUGGAGCUACUGAAGCUUUACCGAAGCUUUACCGAAGGUUUACUGAAGCUUUACUGACGGUUAAGGUACAUCAUUUGUAGAGUGUUUCACGACCCAGUUUAAAACCUAUAAGUAUGGCCUGGAGUUUUCUCUGGUCAGGCUACGUGGUCCGGAUAAACUCCUGGCCCUAUCACCCCUGAAGUGAAUGGAUAUGAGAAGUUGAGCAGUGAGACUAUGGUGGAAUAUACAGUGCUGUACACACACUGAAUAUACUGCCCUGUACACACAAUGAGAAUACGGCCCUGUACACACAAUGAGAAUACGGCCCUGUACACACAAUGAGAAUACGGCCCUGUACACACAAUUAAUAUACGUCCUUGUUGUCUACUGGGCCUAUGAGCAUGUAGAGUCUACUUUGUGAUUUAGAAAUUGCUGGACAAUCUUGUAAUAAAUGCAUUAAAGAAUAUUGGUGUUGUUCAGACAAAAAAAAAAAUGUUUGGGGGGGGGGAAAUCAUGAUUUGAUUUAUUUGUUUUACCAUUGUAAAUAGCAACAAAAGUGAAAGACUAAUUAAAUGAAUUUAGUUUGAGAAUGGA
Molecule: messenger RNA, 5803 nt
Organism: Salmo salar (Atlantic salmon)
Lineage: Eukaryota; Metazoa; Chordata; Actinopteri; Salmoniformes; Salmonidae
Source: RefSeq, a predicted model, not a curated record